CCCCGCGGCACCUGGAGGAGGGUACCCGGGGCGCCCGCGCUCAGCGAGCUCCGGACCGGCGCAGGGCCGGGCGGCCGCAGAGCCCAGGUGCCCGGGGGCCAGGCCGCGGGGUGGGGCUGCGCCGGCACAGCGCCGCCCCGCCGGGGAUCAGGAUGGAGACGCCUGCCGCCCGCGGCCCAGCUCCGGCCCCGCCCCGCAGUCCUCCGGGCAGCUCGCGGCCGAGGGAGGGGGCGGCUCCGGGCCACCCGAGCCUGACGCAACCGGAGAGCCCGGCGCGCCGGGACCGGUCGCACUAGCUCCGGGGCGGGCGCCGCUUCCGGGCUGGGGGCGGGCGCGGGCAGGGCCCGGAGCUAGUGCGGCCGAAAGGACGGCGAGCGACCGGAGCCGACAGGCCAGUGCUCCCAGGACUGCCGGCUGAAGAGUCGCUGCUGGACUCCAGCCCCAUCACCAUGGGCAGCCCGGAGGGGCGCUUCCAUUUUGCCAUCGACCGUGGAGGCACCUUCACAGAUGUCUUUGCCCAGUGCCCAGGGGGGCACGUGAGGGUCUUAAAGCUGCUCUCAGAAGACCCCGCCAACUAUGUGGACGCACCCACCGAGGGCAUCCGCCGCAUCCUGGAGCAGGAAGGGGGCAUGCUGUUGCCGCGGGACCGGCCGCUGGACACCAGUCGCAUCGCCAGCAUCCGCAUGGGCACCACGGUAGCUACCAACGCACUGCUGGAACGGCGCGGGGAGCGGGUGGCACUGCUGGUGACUCGCGGCUUCCGAGACCUGCUGCAUGUGGGCACCCAGGCCCGUGAAGACCUCUUUGACCUGGCCGUGCCCAUGCCCGAGAUGCUGUAUGAGGAGGUGCUGGAAGUGGACGAGCGUGUGGUGCUGUAUCGAGGGGAGCCAGGUGCUGGGACGCCCGUGAAAGGCCGCACAGGGGACCUGCUGGAGGUGCAGCAGCCUGUGGACCUGGGGGGCCUGCGAGGGAAGCUGGAGGGGCUCCUGUCCCGAGGCAUCCGCAGCCUGGCCGUGGUGCUCAUGCACUCAUACACGUGGGCCCAGCACGAGCAGCAGGUGGGUGCCCUGGCCCGGGAGCUGGGCUUCACACACGUGUCGCUGUCCUCGGAGGCCAUGCCCAUGGUGCGCAUCGUGCCUCGGGGGCACACUGCCUGCGCUGACGCCUACCUCACACCCACCAUCCAGCGCUAUGUGCAGGGCUUCCGCCGUGGCUUCCAGGGUCAGCUCAAGGACGUGCAGGUGCUGUUCAUGCGCUCCGAUGGUGGCCUGGCGCCCGUGGACUCCUUCAGUGGCUCCCGCGCUGUGCUCUCGGGCCCUGCUGGCGGCGUGGUUGGUUACUCAGCCACCACCUACCGGGUGGAGGGUGGCCAUCCUGUCAUCGGCUUUGACAUGGGAGGCACGUCUACCGACGUGAGCCGCUAUGCUGGCGAAUUUGAGCACGUCUUUGAGGCCAGCACAGCUGGUGUCACCCUCCAGGCCCCCCAGCUGGACAUCAACACCGUGGCAGCUGGUGGGGGCUCCCGCCUCUUCUUCAGGUCAGGCCUCUUCGUGGUGGGGCCAGAGUCUGCAGGAGCCCACCCUGGCCCCGCCUGCUACCGCAAAGGAGGCCCUGUGACCGUGACGGAUGCUAAUCUGGUCCUGGGUCGCCUGCUGCCUGCCUCCUUCCCCCGCAUUUUUGGGCCGGGAGAGGACCAGCCACUAUCCCUGGAGGCGUCCCGAAAGGCCCUGGAGGCUGUGGCCACUGAGGUCAACAGCUUCCUGACCAACGGGCCUUGUCCGGCCUCCCCACUGAGCCUGGAGGAGGUGGCCAUGGGGUUUGUGCGUGUGGCCAAUGAGGCCAUGUGCCGGCCCAUCCGUGCGCUCACGCAGGCACGAGGCCACGACCCCUCGGCCCACGUGCUGGCUUGCUUUGGGGGAGCUGGUGGGCAGCACGCUUGCGCCAUCGCCCGGGCCCUGGGCAUGGACACCGUGCACAUUCAUAGGCAUAGUGGGCUGCUGUCAGCACUGGGGCUGGCCCUGGCAGACGUGGUACACGAGGCGCAGGAGCCCUGCUCCCUGCCCUAUGCUCCCGAGACCUUUGUGCAGCUGGACCAGAGGCUGAGCCGCCUGGAGGAGCAGUGUGUGGAUGCCCUGCGGGCCCAGGGCUUCCCCAGGGCCCAGAUCAGCACUGAGAGCUUCCUGCACCUGCGCUACCAGGGCACGGACUGCGCCCUGAUGGUGUCCGCCCACCAGCACCCAGCCACUGCCUGCUCACCCAUAGCGGGCGACUUUGGGGCAGGCUUCGUCGAGAGGUACAUGAGGGAGUUUGGCUUCACCAUCCCUGAGCGGCCAGUGGUGGUGGACGACGUGCGGGUGAGGGGCACUGGCCACAGUGGCCUUCGCCUCGAGUUCGUCCCGAAAGCCCAGAGUGGGCCUCCCCGGGUAGACAAGAUGACCCGUUGCUACUUCGAGGGGGGCUACCAGGAGACCCCCGUGUACCUGUUGGGCGAGCUGGGCGAUGGGCACAAGCUGCAGGGGCCCUGCCUCAUCAUUGACAGCAACAGUACCAUCCUGGUGGAGCCAGGCUGCCAGGCAGAGGUGACUGAGACUGGGGACAUCCGCAUCUCCGUGGGGGCUGAGGUCCCCAGCACGGUGGGUGCCCAGCUCGACCCCAUCCACCUGUCCAUCUUCUCCCACCGCUUCAUGAGCAUCGCUGAUGGGCCGCAUCCUGCAGCGCACGGCCAUCUCCACCAAUAUCAAGGAGCGCCUGGACUUCUCCUGUGCCCUCUUUGGGCCCGACGGAGGGCUGGUCUCCAACGCGCCUCACAUCCCCGUGCACCUGGGUGCCAUGCAGGAGACGGUGCAGUUCCAGGUUCGGCGGGCCCCUCUCCCUGCCCCCCACCCCUCGCGCCGGCCCCUCCCGACUCUGCACCUGUCUCCUGGCUUCAGACCCAGCACUUGGGGGCUGACCUCCGUCCCGGCGACGUGCUGCUGAGCAACCACCCCGGCGCGGGGGGCAGCCACCUGCCAGACCUGACCGUCGUCACACCGGUGUUUUGGCCGGGUCGGACGCGGCCUGUGUUCUACGUGGCCAGCCGCGGGCACCACGCGGACAUUGGGGGCAUCACACCGGGCUCCAUGCCUCCCCACUCCACCACCCUGCAGCAGGAGGGCGCCGUCUUUCUGUCCUUCAGACUUGUCCAGGCGGGUGUCUUCCAGGAGGAGGGGAGUGGUCCAUGGGUCCAGAACCUGUACUGCUUGCCCGAGGUGGAGGCCUUGUCCAGAUCUUUUGGGGGCGGUGGCGGGGCGCACAGGCAGCCAUGCUGGCGCUCUUUCAAAACGACUGGCUGUGGCGCGGUAACUGAAGCCCUGCGGGCACCAGGCAAGAUUCCAGGCUGCAGCGGAACACGGAACCUGCAUGACAACCUGUCAGAUCUGCGUGCCCAGGUGGCAGCCAACCAGAAGGGCAUCCAGCUGGUGGGCGAGCUCAUUGGGCAGUAUGGUCUGGAUGUGGUGCAGGCCUACAUGGGCCAUAUUCAGGCAAACGCUGAGCUAGCUGUGCGAGACAUGCUUCGGGCCUUUGGAACCUCCCGGCAGGCCCGAGGCCUGCCCCUGGAGGUGUCUGCAGAGGACCACAUGGACGACGGUUCUCCCAUCCGACUCCGAGUGCAGAUCAACCUGAGUCAGGGUAGCGCGGUGUUUGAUUUCAGCGGCACGGGGCCCGAGGUGUUCGGCAACCUCAACGCGCCUCGGGCCAUCACGCUGUCUGCGCUCAUCUACUGCCUUCGUUGUCUGGUCGGCUGCGACAUCCCACUCAACCAGGGCUGCCUGGCACCGGUGCGUGUUGUGAUCCCUAAGGGCUCCAUCCUGGACCCGUCCCCAGAGGCGGCGGUGGUGGGCGGCAACGUGCUUACGUCGCAGCGGGUGGUGGACGUCAUCCUGGGGGCCUUUGGGGCCUGCGCAGCUUCCCAGGGCUGCAUGAACAACGUGACCUUGGGCAACGCCCACAUGGGCUACUACGAGACGGUGGCGGGCGGCGCGGGCGCGGGCCCCGGCUGGCAUGGGCGCAGCGGCGUGCACAGCCACAUGACCAACACGCGCAUCACCGACCCCGAGAUCCUGGAGAGCAGGUACCCAGUUAUCCUGCGCCGCUUCGAGCUGAGACUGGGGUCUGGGGGGCGCGGCCGCUUCCGGGGCGGCGAUGGUGUUAUCCGCGAGCUGCUUUUUCGUGAGGAGGCGCUACUGUCGGUGCUGACCGAGCGCCGCGCCUUCCAGCCUUACGGCCUUAUGGGGGGUGAGCCCGGAACCCGUGGCCUAAACCUACUGAUCCGGAAGGACGGCCGGACAGUGAAUCUGGGUGGGAAGACCUCGGUGCCCGUGUGCCCCGGGGAUGUGUUCUGUCUCCACACACCAGGCGGCGGGGGCUAUGGGGACCCAGAGGAUCCCGCCCCACUGCUGGCGUCGCUGCUGCAGCCCAAAGCCUUCCCUGAGCGGGGCAGCGUCUAUGAGUACCGCAGGGCCCAGGAGACUGUGUGAGGGAGGGCCCCGUACAAUAAAGAUCCCUGAAGACGUCCUGUUCCAGUGGCGGCUGGCCAGGCUCA
Molecule: messenger RNA, 4582 nt
Organism: Balaenoptera acutorostrata (minke whale)
Lineage: Eukaryota; Metazoa; Chordata; Mammalia; Artiodactyla; Balaenopteridae
Gene: OPLAH
Product: 5-oxoprolinase, ATP-hydrolysing
Exons: 27
Coding region: 450-4517 (1355 amino acids)
Biological process (GO): glutathione metabolic process
Cellular component (GO): cytosol
Molecular function (GO): 5-oxoprolinase (ATP-hydrolyzing) activity
Source: RefSeq, a predicted model, not a curated record